Molecule: messenger RNA, 813 nt
Organism: Puccinia graminis f. sp. tritici CRL 75-36-700-3
Lineage: Eukaryota; Fungi; Basidiomycota; Pucciniomycetes; Pucciniales; Pucciniaceae
Exons: 3
Coding region: 1-606 (201 amino acids)
Source: RefSeq, a predicted model, not a curated record
AUGAAAGUUCAAAAUUCAGAGGGCAUUAGGGCGUAUUUCCCAAUCCAUGGAAUACAUGCCCUCUGCAGUCGGAUCGAAUACCCACCAAUUGUUCAAGAAGGCGAUUGCGAAAAGUUGGCAUAUGGAGCUAAACAUCCAGGUGUGAUAUUAAGUCGAUUUUUUGCGCGGUCUCAAUGGAAGUUAACCUUAGCCAAGCUCCAAAGGAACCCAAAUGACAGUGGGAUCAGAGCCCGGCUCACAAAACUUCGCGAACGCGUCUCAAAGCUUUCGAAUUUCCAGAACCACGUCAAGGAUAGGAACCUAGAUGCGAACUAUCUAUCAGUAUCUAUAUCGUGCAUUGAUACGUGCCAUACUACCUUUGCACUGUAUAGUCGCCCAACCAUCAUCACAGUUGGUAUCAAACAACUAAGGCGCGCCAACGGAUACCAUUCACAGGGCAUAUAUCUAUCUGAAGAUUGUCUCUGGAGCGUUACUGAAGAAUUCGUCUUUCGCGAAAAUAAUCGAGUAUGGUGUUGUAACACAGUUCCUCCACUGUCUGCUUUGCUCGAAAUCCCUCGGAUCGCGAUCCAUGAUUCGUUUUUCCUGGCUGUUCAAAUCAAGACGUGACUCCGCUGUUUUGUUGUGCUGGGUUGAUAACAAUCAGCUUCGGCUGGGAAUCGGAUGAAGACGUGAUCAAAUGUUCUUGGUUUAUUAGAAGCUUCUUCAAAACGCUUUACAAAAAUGCUGUAUUUCUUUCUGUUGAAUUCACUUUUAUUUAUCUAAUCAUUCACCCUUGAGGAUUGGAACCUGCUGGAAUUGGGGAGGGAGCAUUGG